Messenger RNA from Styela clava, 1269 nucleotides. RefSeq lists its product as uncharacterized. The record is from RefSeq and is a predicted model, not a curated record. NCBI's taxonomy places the organism in Eukaryota, Metazoa, Chordata, Ascidiacea, Stolidobranchia, Styelidae.
GUGGUAGAAAUACUCGAAAACUAUGUCGCUCAUGUAUAAAGCAUUGAUAGCUCUCAUUAUUUUGAAGUUCGCUUACGCAGGUUGGGAUCGAAGCACUGAAGAAUUUAUUACUUCAAAAUUCUUCAAAAAGUUUGAUGCCGAGGUAUCUCCGUACGAAGCCUUAAAAUUCAAUUUCCCCAAAGAUGAGGGCUUCGUUGCCGGCAGAUACCCUAAAUGCGCACGACACAGAUUUGUUUCUGGGCCGGAUCAGACGUGUCAAGAAACAAAAGGAACUCAAAACAUUGGAAAGACUUGUAAAGAUAGACGCUGCACUCAGUAUUCAUAUUACGGAUCUACCAAAUGUAAUAAAAUUGUCAAACUAUACAAGCCGUUCAAACACUCAGCAAUGGAAUGCAAAUUUCCAAAUAUUCCGUGUGGCGGAAGUGGAAAUGAUUAUCAACGACAUUUUGACGCGUUUCCCAGUUAUUACCCACACGAUAUCGAUGAGAAAGAAUGUGAAUGCGAGACUAUCUGGUGCCUUGGAAACAUCUGGACCAUCUACGAAGAAGGUGGAAAACUGUACAAAGGGAAUAUUACUGUAAAGACUCCUUGCAAGUGUGAAUGCAGAAUGCCGUUUCAAAGGAUGGAAAAUUGGAUGUCGGGCUAAAUGUAAUCAACUGAUAUACUAUAUACAGAACAAAUAUACAGAUAAACUUGAAAAUUGUUAUAAAACAAAAACAGCAUGAUUUUAAUAUUACUCUGUGAGGCUAUUCGCAUAGGACUGAGUUUGAAUAUUAUUUUGGUAAAAUGUUGUUCUGUGUGAUCUUGGACAUUUAAAUAGAAUAAAAAAAUUGAAAUAUUAUCAACAAGUUUUUUUUUAAUUUCAGAAAUAUGUUUUUCAACUAGAGAGUAAGUGGUUUACAGUAGCGUUAUAAAUAGGUAAGUAACAUACAUCUUAAUGAAACAAUGGAUCCAUAAACAAGUUUGAAAUAGAUGGGCAAUUUAAUGUGUAUUAUGAACAUAAAGAUGAUUAGGUUAUUGCGUAACUGGACAUGUCUAUUUUUCAAUCUCAGAAGUCAAAUCGUACCAAAUUUUUAUUCUAAUGCAGUGGUUCCCAAACUUUUUAGAGUUGGGACCCACUAUUUAUUACCACAGCUUAUGUCGACCCAUUUAACUUUAAAUAAAUCAAUAAAACAUAGAUGGAGGAAACUAAUUUAUUUUUUGAAAUUAAAUUUUCAGUGAAGCUAAAGAGUAGGAUGAGCUUGUUUCUUGCUAAUUUCUAUAUUUGAC